AGUCUCGUGAUUCGCCCUAAAGAAGCUAAACGGUUUUAGGUUAGCGCGAGCGAGCAGCGAGCGAGUGGCGCUGGCGCUGGCGCAUCCGGUAGGGAGAAGCUCUUCAAUGCAGGGAUUUUCAUCGAAUGCUUGCUUGUUCCAGCUGCGCUGCAGCCGAUCGAUGCGUUUCCUUGCGCUCCUCCUCCCGAUCCUCUGCUCGCGGCUGUUUUAUCCAUCGCUUGUCGCGAGCGUCGGCAGCGUGUAACGCUUGGCGAGGCGCUGCGCGUGGAGCCUAUGUCGUGCUUCCCGUUUAAAAAGAUCUCGAGCAGCAUUAAGGUCGGAGCUAUGGCGGCAUCGAAGAUGGGUUGCAUGGCUGUUCUAGAGGCCAAAAUACUCCGCUUCGAUUGCGACGAGGAGAGUCGCGCGAAGUGCUUCCCUUCUCUUUCGUUUGUGCCGGCCGAGAGGCGGGAAAAGCGCUUGGAAUCGACUGUCAAGCCGCUCUUUGUUCCUCUCUUUAGCCUGGACGACGAUUCCACCCAGACAGUAAUCCUAGCGCUUCCUUCGGGAGCUUCGUUCUAUGGAACGGGAGAAGUCAGCGGGCCUCUAGAGCGAACAGGAAAAAGAAUGUAUACGUGGAACACCGACUCUUGGGGCUACGGAAAGAACAGCCCCUGCCUUUAUCAGUCACACCCUUGGGUCUUCGUUGUCCUUCCCAGUGGCGAAGUACUGGGGGUACUGGCCGACACUACCCGAAAGUGUGAAGUGGAUCUUCGCAAGGAAUCAACGAUUCGAUUUGCUGCCGAUUGCUUCUAUCCAGUUAUCGUAUUCGGACCGUAUCCGGCACCAGAAGAUCUACUGGUGGCACUGGCAAACGCUACUGGUAAGCUUUUUUACUUAGUUCUUGGUGGUGCUGAUGUAAUGUAUUAUCUCAAAGGGACCAUGAAUAUGCCUCCGAAGUGGGCCCUGGGAUAUCACCAAUGCCGCUAUAGCUACGAGCCAGCGUCGAGAGUUGACGAGAUCUCCAGGCUUUUUCGCGAGCACAGAAUACCUGCUGACGUUGUUUGGAUGGAUAUCGACUACAUGAACGGAUUUCGUUGCUUCACAUUUGACAAAGAAAAGUUCCCGGAUCCUAUUGGUCUUGCAACGACUUUGCGUGGGAGGGGAUUCAAAGCUGUCUGGAUGAUUGACCCGGGGAUUAAGAAGGAUGAAGAUUAUUUCAUAUACAAUGAGGGGUGUUCUGAAGAUGCAUGGGUUGUGGAUGCAAGUGGAAAGCAUUUUGUUGGUGAUGUCUGGCCUGGACCUUGCGUUUUUCCGGAUUAUACCCAAAAGAAAGUCCGUGCAUGGUGGAGUAACCUGAUAAAAGACUUCGUUUCUAACGGAGUCGAUGGCAUAUGGAAUGAUAUGAACGAGCCCGCUGUUUUCAAGUCAGUGUCGAAAACAAUGCCUGAAGAUAAUAUGCACAGUGGAGAUCCAGAAAUCGGAGGGACACAAAAUCACCGUCACUAUCACAACGUGUAUGGGAUGCUGAUGGCCAGAGCGACGUACGAAGGAAUGCUGCUUGCAAACCCCACUAAGCGGCCAUUCGUUCUUACUCGAGCGGGCUUCAUGGGAAGCCAGAGAUAUGCUGCUACAUGGACAGGCGACAAUUCAUCCAACUGGGAUCACGCACAUAUGAGUAUAGCAAUGGCCCUCAAUCUGAGCCUGAGUGGAUCACCACUAACUGGACCUGAUAUCGGAGGUUUUGCGGGCGAUGCAACUGCUAGACUUUUUGGUAGAUGGAUGGGAUUCGGGGCACUGUUUCCAUUUGCUCGAGGACAUUCUGAGAAAGGGACGGUUGAUCACGAACCGUGGUCGUUUGGUGAUGAGUGUAAGAAUGUCUGCCGUCUUGCCUUGCUACGAAGAUACCAGCUGCUGCCUCAUUUAUACACGUUGGUAUACUUUGCACAUACUAAGGGACUACCAGUGAUGACUCCAAUUUUUUUUGCUGAUUGCAAAGAUCCAAAGCUACGGAAAGUCGAGACAAGCUUUCUGCUAGGUUCUCUGCUAGUGUCCGCAAGUACCGAUCCAGACAAGGUUGUCGAUCCAAAGACAAUUGUUCUUCCUUCUGGGAUAUGGCAGCGCUUUGAUUUUGAUGACUAUCAUCCUGACCUUUCACUUCUCCAUUUGAGAGGUGGUUCCAUCAUACCUGCUGGUCCCCGAAUUGAGCACCUAGGCGAAGCGCACUUUGAGGACCCAGUAACACUUAUUAUUGCUCUCGACAAAGACGGUAAUGCCGAGGGUGUACUUUACGAAGACGACGGAGAAAGUUUUGGUUACCAGAAAGGACAAUUUUUACUAACGCAUUACGAAGCAAAGAGCAGGAGCAACGGAAGUGAAGUGUUGAUCAAAGUGGCAGCCGUACAAGGCGCUCUGAAGAGACCAAAGCGACCCCUUCGUGUUCGUCUGUUAAUUGGCGACCGUGCUGAGAUCAAUGCUGACGGCCAGGAUGGAGAUGACCUGUUGAUGAAGCUGCCGGGUUCCGAGGAAAUGCGGAAGCUUGUAGAAGCUGCGGUCAAGCAAGUCGAAGAGAAGAAUGCGAAAGUGAAAGGUUUGGCAGAAUACGACGUCACACACGAUAAGCUCAAGGGUGUUGGUGCUCCUAGAGUUUUAAUUGAACUCUCAGGCACAGACUUUCAGCUUAAGGUGGUACCUUGGAUUGGUGGUCGCAUCAUUUCAAUGGUCCACAAGGAAACAGGUAUUGAUUUUUUCCCAAGCCGGGUAGAAGGUGGCGGCUACGAGGAAUACAGCACUAGCGAACACCGCGGCCCUGGUUGCACCGAAGAAUACAAUGUUCUGAGUCGGAGCCUCCUAGAGAUAAACGGGGAGGACGUCCUGUCUAUGGAGUGUGAUCUUGGUGGCGGACUGGUUAUGUCCAGAGAGAUUGCCAUUCACAAGAAGUCCCCGAAAGUUGUCCAUAUUACCUCCCAGAUUGUAGCGAGAUCUGUUGGAGCUGGCGCUGGCGGAUACUCAAGGAUUGUGUGCCUUCGGGUCCAGCCAUCGUUUCAGGUGCCGCAUCCCUCUGAAACGCUUGUCAAGUUCACGGCCGUCAACGGGGCCAAGAAAGAACUCGGCGCCACGUUUGGAGAGACGUUCUUGCGCGGAGACGACAGACCAAACGGCGAGUGGAUGCUCGUGGACAAGGAAUCAGGCUACGCAGUAGUGAACCGAUUCAACGUCAAGGAAGUAAGUGUUUGCCUUGUGCAUUGGGGCGGCGCGGAAUGCAGCUUGGGGCUGUGGUCGGAAGAACGAUCACUCUCCAAAGAAACCCCGCUCCAAAUCUCACACCAUUACCAAAUUAUCAAAGUGUAAGUACAAAUGGUUUUAAUUAAUAAUGGCAUAGUUUAAAAGA
This is a messenger RNA of Selaginella moellendorffii, 3367 nucleotides long. Its product is annotated as alpha-glucosidase 2. NCBI's taxonomy places the organism in Eukaryota, Viridiplantae, Streptophyta, Lycopodiopsida, Selaginellales, Selaginellaceae. Gene Ontology annotation, biological process: carbohydrate metabolic process. Gene Ontology annotation, molecular function: hydrolase activity, hydrolyzing O-glycosyl compounds; carbohydrate binding. The coding region runs from base 274 to 3327 and encodes 1017 amino acids. The transcript has 22 exons. The record is from RefSeq and is a predicted model, not a curated record.